Adineta steineri is the source of this 345-nucleotide messenger RNA. NCBI's taxonomy places the organism in Eukaryota, Metazoa, Rotifera, Eurotatoria, Adinetida, Adinetidae. The record is from the annotation of a GenBank genome assembly.
AUGGCUACCAUUUCGUUUAUCAUUCUUGCAAUAUUCUUUACAUUUGUCUCAUCAAGCAAUGAAAAUAAUAUUGUAAUUACUAAUUCUGGUUCUACAAAUACUGCUGGUUAUGUAAUUAACGUACAACCUAAUGGACGUUGCAGUUGGAAAGUAACACCUCAUGGUGCUCAUCUACUUAUGUCAACAACACCAAGUAGUACAACUACACAAACAAGUAUUCAACUUUCAUCAGCUCGUACAAAAAAUAUGUUUCAAAUUGCUCAAGAAGCUCAACCAUUUAAUCAAUAUCCAUCUACCGGCUGUAUUAAAAGUGUUUCAUUUGGUACAACACUUCACGUAGCCUAC